UGCAGCUACGGCUCGCCAAGCCUUGAACAGCCUCCGGUGACCCGGUAAGGACAAUUCAUUCCUUUCAAAUUGGCGUUCCUCUCACCGUAUUGGGGGUUCACUUCACAGGCGAUGGCUCCCUUGCGAGGUCUCUGGCUGUGUCUGCCUCUGCUGUGUGCCGAGCUCCUCGCCUCCCCUCACCGCUGCGUUUUCGAUGAGGUUCAGGCUCGGGUGCGAGUGGUCCGCGCCGCCCGGCGAGCUCGGGCGCUGAGCCCGGGUGAGGUCGCGCCCAUGAGGAUCGGGACCUGGAUUUCCGGGGAGAGCCAACGCCUGUCGGAGCGCGAGGAAGGGCCAAUGAGGGCCACCGUGCAACGGGCUGUGAGGACAGUGGCGGCGUUACUCUCGGUGGAGAGAGCCUCAAGCCCUUUGUUGCUCAGGAGGGACGUCAACAAAUACUGCAGGUUUCUGUGGAAGAAUCCAAGCACUGUCAACUACAACAGGUGUGGUCGAGCCAACAGCAACUACAGACAUGAGACGUGUCUGGACAUGAAGAUCCCGGAUGAUCACCUGGCUGGCUGCGAAGUCCACCCGCAGGCCAACGCCGCUCGCCGGGUCACUCUCAGGCCACCGGGCUCCGGAGUCCCCGACGUCGACUUCCUGGUUUACCUCCAAGUCCAAGCGUCGGACAGGUGCAGGGCGCAGCCCGGCCUGUUGGCCUACGCCGCCCACUGCCAGACGGACACCAGCGGGAGACCUUUGGCUGGCGUUGUGGUCAUUUGCAGGGAUAGACUCACAAGACUGACUGUCCAGACCGUGGUCCAUGAGCUGUUCCACGCGCUGGGCUUCUCCAAGGAUCUCUUCCCCACGUGGAGAGACUGCUUCUCAGCCAGUGCCGCCUGUUCUCCUCGGGGCAAAGUGACUCACAUGGACGGAACGGGCCAGAUGAGGAUCUACACUCCAUCCGUAAUCUCGGCCUUGCAAAGGCACCUGGCAGCCGUCGAUCCUGAGCUGGGGGGGCCGCUCGAGAACUCUGAUGCACCCCCGGGCGGCGUUUCUUCCCACUGGGAGUCCCGACUUCUGCAGGGCUCCGUCAUGUUGGCGAGCCAGCCCGGCGCGACGCGCAUCGACCCGCUGACCUUGGCCGCGUUUCAGGACAUGGGCUGGUACACCGUCAACACCAGCCGGGCCCAGAGUCUCGUCUGGGGAGAGGGCGAAGGAGCUUUGUUUGGUUCCACGUUGACCUGUGCUGACAACUCAUCCUCCUUCUUCUGUACCGGCAGUGGACUCGGGUGCCAUCAUUUACAUCUCCGCAAAGGGAAGUGCCAGACUGAUCCCUUCCUGGACGGCUGUCGCGUCUACAAAGCUUUUGAGAUGGGAAGCGAGUGCUGGAAGAAAGAAAACGAGAGGAAGUCGAGUGAAGAACGCCGCGGCGGGGAGCUUUUUGGCUCGGACAGCCGCUGUUUCUUCUCCGAGCUCACUACACUUAACCAGAGUGCAUUCAUAGUGACGGGACGCUGUUACAGACACAAGUGCACAGGACCAAACCGCUACCAAGUCCAGGUGCUGGGCUCCGAUUGGGUGGAGUGCCCGGCAGGAGGCAGCAUUCAGAUAAGAGGAUACCAGGGUUCUGUUUUCUGCCCUGACAAGAGGUUGUGUCUGGACUCCGAUGUCAGUCGUCCCUCAGAGGCUGAUGACGUUUUCACCACAGGUCUACUGGAUGGCACGUUGCUCCAGGAUGACACCCGGUCAGCGCACAGACCCGCUGCAGACCUCCCGGUGGCCACGGGAGUCUGUCUUUUGGCCCUGCUGGGUCUUCUUGUGGUCCUCGGUCUUGCGAGCUCCAGAUGUUCUCCCUGCAACAUCCGGAUCCACGCGGCUUCGGGGGAUGUUUAACAAUACCCUCUUUCUGUGCCACAGUUUAAAAAAACCUGGUCAUUUGUGGUAUGCUUUGAAACUAUGAAUACAAUAAAGAUGACUAAAUUGAC
This is a messenger RNA of Phyllopteryx taeniolatus (common seadragon), 1964 nucleotides long. Its product is annotated as ciliated left-right organizer metallopeptidase. The coding region runs from base 112 to 1872 and encodes 586 amino acids. Lineage: Eukaryota; Metazoa; Chordata; Actinopteri; Syngnathiformes; Syngnathidae. Gene Ontology annotation, molecular function: metalloendopeptidase activity. Gene Ontology annotation, cellular component: cytoplasm; membrane. Gene Ontology annotation, biological process: cell adhesion; proteolysis. The record is from RefSeq and is a predicted model, not a curated record. The transcript has 13 exons.